GGCAAAGCAAAGGGGUGGCCGGGAACAGCAGCCUACAAGGAGGAUGCCUCAUCUCUGUCACACGGCUGUACCAUUAUUGGCUGGCAUUCAUGAACACAAUGUGGUUUUUGUCGUAUAUACUUCAGAAUGUAAUCCUUGCAAUCCAUAUAUCAUGAAAGAACUUCUUAUAAGAACUCUAUAUUCACUGGGUAGCAGACGAAUGGAUUCCAUGUUCAAUAUCAUCUGGUGUUCCAGCAAGGUAUUGAAGUGGCAGAAUGAAUUGGUAGAAUGUUCCCUCACCAACAUCAUAGAUGCAGCUUCUUGGAUCAGAACUCUGCUGAUGAAAAGCGAGGGGAAAGCCAGUGCUUGGAAUGCCAUUGAAGAAGCAAUAGAGGAUCCCAGCUGCCAAGCAAUAUAUCUGUUCACCAGCGGAUUGCCUGAAGGCUCCGUGGAAGAAAUCUGUAGCCACCUUAAAGAGACAAAGCAAUCAUGUCCAGUGCAUAUUGUGCAAUUGAUAGAAAAUAGAGACAGCAAUAUAAUUAGCUGUCAAAAGCUAUUGGAGAAAGUAGCCACGACGUCUGGUGGUACUUUCCAAGCUAUUGAUGGAGCUUCCUCUGAGGAUAAGACUGGCUGUAAUUUAGGUUUUCAUCAUCCUGGUAGCAUCAGCAAUCAUCUCAGCUUCCCUCCACUGGCAGAUCACUGCACAAAACUGUUUCCUUUGGGUGCAUGGGGUCCAGAUACUUGUAACACAGGUCUAAGAAGUCCCAUACAAGAGAAUUUAGGAGACUGUUCCACAAACAGCCAUCAUGUGCUGAGGGGGAUACGAGUUCUUGCCAGAAAACAGACAGAUGGCUAUUACUAUCUCAGUCAUAUUGUCCAAAAGGUGAAGGAUUCCAAUGAACAUGUUCUAGUUGAGUUUGAAAGAUGCCAGCGAUCACGGAAAGGAGAUGGGACCCUUGCUCCAUGGGACAAGAACGGCAAACGAUACGGCCCAGGCAUUGUUCUCCAAGUAGCAGAAACCAGGUCAGAUUAUUCAGCUUUCCAAAAUAGCAAAGUGCUGAUUAGCUUCUGGAAUGGCCGGACCAAGACAAUAUCAGCAGAUGUUGCUGUGAGAAUCCCUCUUCCAUUGUACGAGCGCAUCGUUCUUGAGCUUCAGAUGCCAUUGACAGCCAGGCAGCUGUUGGUGGAGCAGAAUCCAGAUUAUCCUUCUAUUGUGCCACCUGGAUAUCGGGCUUCGGGACCUUGCAUGCGUAACCAUUUACCUUGGAUGCCUUGGCUUCAGACUUUAAAAAUCCAUUGUAUUGGAGUCUGUGGGAGCAAUGCCCAUUUUUCUCCUUGGUCUUUCUGCUGCCCACUACAGAAUCAUAGUACAUCUCCAGUAAGUUCAACAUGGGCAGAUGAUACUUUGAUACCAAGAUUCAGCCCAUCAAAAGAGGAGCUGAGCAAGAAGUUAGAAGACCAAUUUUCAAUAGGAAAGCCUCCCACUUUGGAAAAUGAUAAGGAUGCCAAAGGAGAUAGCAGCAAACUAAAGAAGGAAACAAAUUUAGCAGAUGCAAAAUCUUGGGAAGAGAAAGAAAUCAAAGUUGCAGAACCCAGCAAGGAUCAGAAAGUGAUGGAUUCAGAAGAUGCGACAAACAAUACUAGCACCGUGGUUGAUAUAGCGACCAGUGCAGGCAAACAGACGACUCAACAAAACCAGAAAUGUUUUUUACAGCCCAACUUGAGUGGAUCUUCAACCCAGCUUUCCCAAAGAAAUGCUUCUCAGAGAACUUACUUGGCUAACAGUUCCAAACUCCAGGCAAAGCUUGACUGGGUGGACAGGUCCCUGAAGAAAGAUCGUGUCGCUAUUGAAUCUGUUUUGCACAUGAGAAGGAGCUACAGUGCACCACCGUCUGGACAGAAAUUACUGGAGAAAGAAGCCCCUUGGGAUAGUCCCAGAGAAGUGGAUGCCAACCCAGCUAAGAUAGACUUCAAACGGCAGAAGUGGGAGCAGAGACAGCUUAGGAAAGAGCAACAACAACAGGAAAUCCAUCUCAAAAGAGAGACGCGGCUUGAAAAUAAGAGGCAGCAGUCUCUCCAGCGGACAUUGCAAGGCUCACAAAGGCUUCAGGAGCAGAGUGACAGAGCUGAGCAGCAUCUGGAGCAGCUCCGAGAGGCAAAGACAGCGAGAAGAAAGCAGGAAUCCCAUUUGCGGGAAGAAGAAGGAAAGAAAGAGAACCAAAGGAAGGAAUUCUUAAAGGCACAGCACAAGCAGAGGGAGAAGCAGCUGGAAAAACAUAAUCAAAUGAUUGAUGGUCAGGAAAAAGAGAGGCUGGCCCUUCUCAGGAAUAGAAAAGAAGUCAUGCAAAAGAAUGCAGAAAUUACCCUGAAGGAACAGGAUGCAGAAAAUAAGAAGGAAGCUGUCAAAUGCCAGUUGUCCCAUAAGCGAGAGCAGAUUUUACAGAAUAAAGAAAAGGAGAUGCAGAUGCAGAAAGGACUCCUACAGUAUCUCAGGGAACAUGACCUCUUAUUGCUCCGUGCAUCUAUGCUACCAUAGAACAAACCAAUUUCUGCAGCCAAGGUACUAAAAGUGUUCACAGACAAUACAUUGUGAAAUGGUU
Pantherophis guttatus is the source of this 2579-nucleotide messenger RNA. Lineage: Eukaryota; Metazoa; Chordata; Lepidosauria; Squamata; Colubridae. The record is from RefSeq and is a predicted model, not a curated record.